This is a messenger RNA of Rotaria sp. Silwood2, 2979 nucleotides long. Lineage: Eukaryota; Metazoa; Rotifera; Eurotatoria; Philodinida; Philodinidae. The record is from the annotation of a GenBank genome assembly.
AUGUUCAAAAGUAGUAAAAAUAACAAACCAAAAAAGCGAUCUAAAGGAGAAGGUGGUGGAGCAGCAAUGAUGCAACAAUUUGGCUUGCAAAUGCCGAAUUUCGAUGAACCGAACUUUGAUGCUGCUGGUGAUGAUGAUGACGAUGAUAAUCUUGAAGCUGAGUUAAAGCAAAUACAACAAGAUGUUGGUGGCCAUGCAUCAAAACGUUCGAAAUCUAAUUCAAAAAAGCCAGGUAAAGCAGCUCCAGAUCUUCAAUCAUUUCACAAUGAUGUGAAUAAACUUCUCAAUGAUAUUGAUCGACCUAUAAAUGAUGAUGAAUUAUCCGAAGGCGACGAAGAAGAUCUGCUUGCUGAAUUAUAUGACAUUGCUGGCGAGAUUGAAGAUGAAAAACAAGAUGAACAUAUUGAAACACAGCAAGUACAAUCAACAUCAAAUAGCAAUACAUUAUCAAUCCUUGAAACACGUCUAGAUAUGUAUAAAAAAGCUGCACAAACAGCUAAAACAAGUGGAGAUGUUUCAAAAGCUCGACGACUUGAUCGACAAUUUAAACUUAUUCAAGAAUUACUUCAAUCAGCUCGAACUGGUGCACCAAUUAAUGCAGAAGAUAUUCCACCUGAACUUUUUGUUGGUGCUCCUUCGUCAACUAAGCCCACAAUUGUUUCAGAACAAGUACCUGUUCAAGUCACUCCUCCAUCACAACCAUCUGCAACAUCUUUAUCGAUCGAUAAUAAACCAAUUAUUUCUCAACCGACAGCACCAGUAGUAAUGCCAGCUUCUAAUAAUACUGAUGAAGCAAUUGAACGACUUAAAUCAUUAGCUUUACAAGCUAAAACAGCAGGUGAUAUGGUUAAAGCAAAAGAAUAUCUAAUUCAAAUGAAAAAUUUGCAAAAAGAGGCCAUAGCUGUUUCUACUCCUGCUCCUGCUCCUUUUCCUUCGCCUGCUUCUCUUCCUUCUUCUUCUUCUGCACAUAUAGAAACAUCUAAUAAUAUUCCUGAAGACGACAAUUCAUCCGCACUGGUUGUGCCAUUAAAAGCACCUGAACCACGUACUAUAAUGGAAGCAUUACAACAACGACAUGAAGAAUUAGUCAAGCGACAUCAAGAAGCACUUAGCAAAGGAGAGAGUUCCAAAGCAAGACGAAUGGAUCGACUUACAAAACAAUAUCAGGAAGCUAUUGAUGCUACAAAAAGAGGUCGUCCAUAUGAUUAUAGUGAAUUAGCAGAUUUACCUGGUUUUGCGCCGAUUCCUAUUCCACAAUCAAAACCUCCUCAAGUACCACCAUCUACUACUGGUAAUAGUAUAGCAGUAUCAUUAAAACCGCCACAAUCACCUGCAUUAGUACAAUCAUCACAAACUCAACAACAACAACAACAACAGCGAACAACUCUUCCGGUAGUUUCUAUUCCACAAGCCGAAGCUAAACCUUCAACUAAUACACGACAAGAUCAAAAAUUACAAACACUUCGUCUUAAAAAAGAACAACAUGUAAAACUUGCUUUACAAGCUAAACAACAAGGUGAUAUUGAUACGGCUAAAAAACAUCUUAUUGCUUCUAAAGAUAUUGAAAAAAUGAUCGAAUCUGUUGAAUCUGGAUCAUCUAUUGAUAUGAAACUAGUACCUGAGUUUUCUAAUGAAAAUAUUGAAAUUAUUCAGGAUGAUGAAUUAACACAAGAACUUGUACAAUCUGAUCGUGAUACAAUAUAUCGUCGUUUACAAGAUGAUCUUCUAAGACAAAUGCAAUUAUGUGCACGUAAUCAACAAAUGUAUGCACAAAUGGAAGGUUCAAAUAAUAUAAAACAAGCUAAUGAAUUUAAAAUUCUUGAACUACGUUGUGCACAUGAUUUAGAACAAUUAAGAAAAUGUUUUCAACAGGGUUUAAAAUCACCUGUAUUUCAUUAUGAAAAAAGACAAAUGAAUAUUAUACAAGUUAAUAAUGAUUUAACAGAUCAAGAUCUUGAGGUAAAUGUUCUUCGUGGUAUAAAUUUACGUGUUCCAUCUGGUUUUGUGUCAACAUCUCUUGAAACUUAUGUUAUUAUUGAAUUUCCUUAUCCAGCUGAAGCUCCACAAACAGCUCGAACACGUCAUGGAACUGGUACAAUAAAUGCUGAAUAUUCUGAUUCAUUACAUAAAUUUCAUAUAAAACGAAAUGAUGGAAAAUUUAAACGUUUAAUGAAUCGAAAAGAAUUAAAAUUAUCUAUAUUUUAUCGAGUUGGUUUUCUUCGUUCCGAUCGUCAAUUAGGUAUAGCAUCAAUUAAAUUAGCACCAUUAGAACAAACAUCAACUAUACAUGAAUCAGUUGAUAUUUAUGGAACUGAUCAUAAAAAAAAACCUGAAGGAAAAUUAGAACUUAAAAUACGUAUUAAAGAAGCAUUAGGAGCAACAAAAUCAUCUGAAGUAUCAUUACAACGAUGGCUUGUUAUUGAUAGUUUUGAAGAACUUUUACACAAUAGUAAAUCGUCAACAUCCAAAUUACCAUCAACAGCUCCAUCGAUUAAUGCUAUUUCACGUCUUGUGCCUUCAAGUGAUGCUCUAGGCUUUUUGGCUAUAAAUUUGGCUAAUAACUUAACUAAUAAUAACAAUAAUGAUGACGAUAAUGCAGUAGUUGAUAGCAGUACAACUGAAUCAAAUAAUAAUAGUCAACAGUCAGUUGGUCAUCAAAGUAUACAAGUACUUAAAUAUGAAGCAGAUCUUCUUCAAGAACAGAUCGAAAAACUUGAAGAUCAUCUGACAAAAGAUAAAAUUGAUCAAUUACGAGUAACACAUCAAACACUUUUAAAACAAUGUGAUGAAAUAGUUGUAAGUCUACGUCAAGGCGGAAAACAAGCUCUACAAGAACAUAUUCGAGGUCUUGAACAAUUAAUGGAACGCUAUAAUAAAGAAGCAGAUGAAUGUCGUCAACGAAAUGAUAUUAAAAAAGCUGAUAUAUUCUUACAUAAAAAGGAUCUUGUUGCUAAAGAGAUUGAAACACUUAGCAGUUAA